UGUUGUAGAUUGCAGAUGCCCGCACAUUCUCUCUCUGGACGCAACUAGCCCUAGCGAGUUGCGGCGAGAGUGAGUGCGUACGUGAGCCCUAGCGGGUUCGAGGAGGCAGCGCCGGCGGCGGAGAUGUCGACGCCGUCGAGAAAGCGCCUGAUGCGGGAUUUCAAGCGGCUGCAGCAUGACCCACCCGCCGGGAUCAGCGGCGCGCCGCACGACAACAACAUCAUGCUCUGGAACGCCGUCAUCUUCGGCCCGGAUGAUACGCCAUGGGACGGAGGCACAUUCAAGCUUACCUUGCAGUUUACAGAAGAUUACCCCAACAAGCCGCCAACUGUUCGUUUUGUCUCUAGGGUGUUUCACCCAAAUAUUUAUGCAGAUGGGAGCAUCUGCUUGGAUAUUCUACAGAACCAGUGGAGCCCUAUAUAUGACGUUGCUGCCAUAUUGACUUCUAUUCAGUCCUUGCUGUGUGAUCCAAACCCCAACUCUCCAGCAAAUUCGGAAGCUGCCAGAAUGUUCAGUGAGAACAAGCGAGAGUACAACCGUAAAGUCCGUGAGAUCGUGGAGCAGAGCUGGACUGCUGACUAAGGCAGGGGAAGGCGGCCAUUGCCAGAAAGUUGCAAUAAGCAACCAUGAAACCUUUAUUUAUGGCCCUCAAUAGUUGUUUCUCAGAUGAAACAUUAAACAUCUCCAGUGAUUGCUUGGUAGGUCAAAGUAUCUUUAGUGGUUGGUUCUCCGUGGUGAUUUUGUGCUGUGUCUCGUGGUACUGCUCUUUUAUGUUGUAUUGUCGAUCCUGCCUUGUGAAUUUAGGGGCAUCCUAUCCUAUGUAAAAAGUUAUAGCGUCGAAAUGGUUGAUGAACACCUGUCAUGUAUUGUUACUUGUCAGGCCUGAGCCGUGUGGCAGAUGUUAGUUUGUGAUUGCCCAGCGACACAUUUCAUUUA
Hordeum vulgare subsp. vulgare (domesticated barley) is the source of this 936-nucleotide messenger RNA. Its product is annotated as ubiquitin-conjugating enzyme E2 2. The record is from RefSeq and is a predicted model, not a curated record. Bases 124 to 582 code for a protein of 152 amino acids. Gene Ontology annotation, biological process: DNA repair; protein polyubiquitination; proteasome-mediated ubiquitin-dependent protein catabolic process. The transcript is spliced from 5 exons. Gene Ontology annotation, molecular function: ubiquitin conjugating enzyme activity. Lineage: Eukaryota; Viridiplantae; Streptophyta; Magnoliopsida; Poales; Poaceae.